Cynocephalus volans (Philippine flying lemur) is the source of this 2679-nucleotide messenger RNA. It is a transcript of the gene ZNF567, whose product is annotated as zinc finger protein 567. The transcript has 6 exons. The record is from RefSeq and is a predicted model, not a curated record. Gene Ontology annotation, molecular function: DNA-binding transcription factor activity, RNA polymerase II-specific; RNA polymerase II cis-regulatory region sequence-specific DNA binding. Gene Ontology annotation, biological process: regulation of DNA-templated transcription. Lineage: Eukaryota; Metazoa; Chordata; Mammalia; Dermoptera; Cynocephalidae. The coding region runs from base 332 to 2275 and encodes 647 amino acids.
CCUGGACUGGGGAAAGCAAGGAGGGAAAAGGAAACCUGGACCGAGAAGGCCGAGGAGGAAAGCGAAGAGUCUGGGCCCCGGAGAAGGCGAGGAGAAGAGCGAUAAACUAGGCAAAGGAAGCAACCGGGAGCGCGGGCCGGAGAGCCCCGAGAAGAGAAUCGGGAGCCCAAGGUAGUCUCCAGCUGGAAUGGAAUGGGAGCUGGGAAAGAGUACAGAAGUCAGGGACAAGAAGAGGCUAACGUGAGUGGUACCAGUAUAACUUAGUGAACUACCCCUUUUCUAAAGAGGAGCUCAAAGGAAAGACUGGUCAUCUCUUGCAAAUCUCAAAACCAUGGCUCAGGGAUCAGUGUCAUUCAAAGAUGUAACUGUGGACUUUACUCAGGAAGAGUGGCAGCACCUGGAUCCUGCUCAGAAGACACUGUACAUGGAUGUGAUGUUGGAAAACUAUUACCACCUCAUUUCUGUGGGGUGUCACAUGACCAAACCCGAUGUGAUCCUCAAGCUGGAACGAGGAGAAGAGCCAUGGACAUCAUUUGCAGGUGAUACCUGCUUGGAAGAAAACUGGAAAGCUGAAGACUUUUUAGUGAAAUUCAAGGAACACCAAGAUAAGUACUGUAGAACAGUAGUAAGCAUAAACCACAAAAAAAUGCUUAAGGAGAAGAGUAAUGUAUAUGAAAAGACAUUCACACUAAGCAAAAACCCUGUUAAUUCAAAAAAUCUACCUCCUGAAUAUGACACUCAUGGAAAGAUUUUGAAAAAUGUUUCAGAAUUAAUCAUCAAUAAUUUAAGUCCUUCAAGAAAAAGACUUAGUGAGUAUAAUGGACAUGGGAAAUCACUCCUCAAUACUAAGCAACAGACAGCUCAUCCAGAAGUCAAAUCCCGUAAUCAAAGUGGCAGGGCUUUCAGUCAUAAUGAAGUUCUUAUGCAGUAUCAGAAGGUGGAAACUCCAGCACUGUCAUUUGGAUAUAAUGACUGUGGGAAAUCAUUCCUUAAAAGGGGAGGCUUAAUUACACACAAUAGAGCUUACAGAGGGGAAAACUCAUCUGUAUAUAAUAAAAAGAGAAGAGCAACCAAUACUGAAAAAAAACAUACAUGCACUGAAUGUGGGAAAUCCUUCUGCAGGAAGUCAGUGUUGAUUCUGCAUCAGGGAAUUCACACAGAGGAAAAACCCUAUCAAUGUCAUCACUGUGGAAAUGCAUUUAGAAGGAAGUCAUAUCUUGUUGAUCAUCAGAGAACUCACACAGGAGAGAAACCCUUUGUUUGUAAUGAAUGUGGUAAGUCUUUCCGCCUAAAGACAGCCCUCACUGAUCAUCAGAGAACACAUACAGGGGAGAAAUCAUAUGAAUGUCCACAGUGUAGGAAUGCCUUCAGAUUGAAGUCACACCUCAUCCGUCAUCAGAGAACUCACACAGGAGAGAAACCGUAUGAAUGUAAUGACUGCGGGAAGUCUUUCCGCCAGAAGACAACACUCUCUCUACAUCAGAGAAUUCAUACAGGGGAGAAACCCUACAUUUGUAAAGAAUGUGGAAAGUCCUUUCACCAGAAGGCAAACCUUACUGUACAUCAGCGAACUCAUACAGGGGAGAAGCCCUAUAUUUGUAAUGAAUGUGGGAAAUCCUUCUCCCAGAAGACAACACUUGCUCUUCAUGAGAAAACUCAUAAUGAGGAGAAACCGUAUAUUUGUAAUGAAUGUGGGAAGUCAUUCCGCCAGAAGACAACCCUCGUAGCACAUCAGAGAACACACACAGGGGAGAAAUCUUAUGAAUGUCCUCACUGUGGGAAGGCCUUUAGAAUGAAGUCAUACCUCAUUGAUCAUCACAGAACUCACACAGGAGAGAAACCAUAUGAAUGUAAUGAAUGUGGGAAAUCAUUCAGUCAGAAGACAAAUCUCAAUCUACAUCAGAGAAUCCAUACCGGGGAGAAACCCUAUAUCUGUAGUGAAUGUGGGAAGUCCUUUCGCCAGAAAGCAACCCUCACAGUACAUCAGAAAAUACAUACAGGACAGAAAUCCUAUGAAUGUCCUCAGUGUGGGAAAGCCUUUAGUAGGAAGUCAUAUCUCAUUCAUCAUCAAAGAACUCAUACAGGAGAAAAACCCUAUAAAUGUAAUGAAUGUGGCAAGUGCUUCCGCCAGAAGACAAAUCUCAUUGUACAUCAGAGAACUCACACAGGUGAGAAACCCUAUGUUUGUAAUGAGUGCAGUAAGUCCUUCAGUUAUAAGAGAAAUCUUAUUGUCCAUCAGAGAACUCACAAGGGAGAAAACAUUGAAAUGCAAUAAAUGAUGUGAUUUCUUUGUGAAGCCUUUACAAGUUAUGGUAGACCUUUAGUUUUAAAAAGAAAAGCAUGCUUAACAUGUUAAUGUAAUUUUAACCACAAGUGUAAUAAUAGUUAUUAAUUUAAAGUACCAUAUCACAGAACUAUUUACUGUUUACUAGCACAUUAUAUGGGUAUGAUCAUUAUUAUCGAACUUUAUCAGCUAUGAAGCUAAUUUUUAAAGUUUCAGCUGCUCCUAGUGGCUCAAAUAGUUUAUUUUUUAAAAAAUAUGAAAUACAUGCAGAGGCAAAGUAAAAAGUUAUUGUAAGACAGAGAAAAUAGCUAUGAACUAUAUUUCUCAUUGUGCUCUGUGUAAUAAAAAGUAGUUAGCGGUUGCUUCCCUAAAGAUUACCAUUUCCCUUGCUUAUA